CCUGAGUCUGCAGGGCCCCCAAACACCCUGAACAGCGUCGGGGGCCGGGGCUCCCCAGUUGUGGCCCUGGGAGGAGAGGGAGGCCAUCGAGAAUGCGUUGUUCAGGUCUGCACCGGCCCAGGUCCCCCCAAACUCAGCGGAGAGGUUUGCUCCCCGCGAAGAAGGAGCAAACUUGUCCCCUCCGCGUCCGCCGCACAAAUCCCAGCACCUGGUCCAAGAUGGGGUCCCAGGUCUCCAUGGAGGCAGGAACUGUGCACGUGGUGAUCGUGGGCGGCGGCUUCGGCGGGAUCGCGGCUGCCAGCCAGCUGCAGGCACUGAACAUCCCCUUCGUGCUGGUGGACAUGAAGGACUCCUUCCAUCACAAUGUGGCUGCCCUCCGGGCCUCUGUGGAAAGGGGGUUUGCCAAAAAGACCUUCAUUUCCUACUCGGUGACCUUCAAGGAAAACUUUCGGCAGGGCCUGGUGGUGGAGAUAGACCUGAAGAAUCAGACUGUGCUACUGGAGGACGGCGAGGCCCUGUCCUUCUCACAUCUCAUCCUGGCCACGGGCAGCACCGGGCUCUUCCCGGGCAAGUUUAACAAGGUCUCCAGCCAGCAGAUGGCCAUCCAGGCCUAUGAGGACAUGGUGACACAGGUCCAGCGCUCACAGGCCAUCGUGGUGGUGGGAGGAGGCUCUGCGGGUGUGGAGAUGGCUGCAGAGAUUAAGACCGAGUACCCAGAGAAAGAGGUCACCCUCAUUCACUCCCAAAUGGCCCUCGCUGACACGGAGCUCCUGCCCUGUGUCCGGCAGGAAGUAAAGGAGAUCCUGCUCCGGAAAGGCGUGCAGCUGCUGCUGAGUGAGCGGGUGAGCAACCUGGAGGGACUGCCUCUCAACGAGUAUCAGGAGUGCAUCAAGGUCCAGACAGACAAAGGCACGGAGGUAGCCGCCAACCUGGUGAUUGUCUGCAACGGCAUCAGGAUCAACACUUUGGCCUACCGCAGCGCGCUCGGUGAUCGGCUGGCCGGCAGUGGUGCUCUGAGAGUGAACGAGCACCUCCAGGUGGAGGGCUGCAGCCACAUCUAUGCCAUCGGUGACUGCGCCAACGUGAGGGAGCCCAAGAUGGCCUAUCACGCCGGCCUCCAUGCCAGCGUCGCCGUGGCCAACAUCGUCAACUCCGUGAAACAGAGGCCUCUGAAAACCUACAAGCCAGGUUCCCUGACAUUCCUCCUGGCCAUGGGGAGAAAUGACGGCGUGGGCCAGAUCAGUGGCUUCUACGUGGGGCGGCUCAUGGUUCGGCUGGCCAAGAGCCGGGACCUGCUGGUCUCCACAAGUUGGAAAACCAUGCGGCAGUCUCCACCCUGAGGGGGAGGCUGGGCAGGAGACAGUUCUAAAACAACAGGAAGAAAACAGAUGGAAAGAAACCCCUCGUGGAGACCUGGUUAAUUACGGACUGAGGCUCUUUUUAACGAGAAUAUAAAAACGCAGCGGGCUCUUCCCGUGGGCAGGACCUGCUCCUGCAGCCUCUGCUACCCGCUCCCCUGCCGUCACCCUUCCUCUCUCCUUUUGAAAAAUAAAACCCCGCUCCUGUGACUUCGAUCCUCCUGGUUUCCGGCGGCGAGCGCGGCGGCUACUUGGCAUCGAGCUUGGCCAUCUCCUGCACGUAGAUGCCGAUGCUCUCGCUGUCGAAGAGCAGGAAGUAGACGUUCUUCAGCGAGGACGCGCUCGAGUCAUCGAAGUGGGCCGAGAUGGCUUUGAGGGUCACCUGGGCUGCCGUCUGUUUGGGGAAGCAGUUUCUGGGCAGAAAUAAAAGAGCCAAUGUCACUUUG
Messenger RNA from Sus scrofa (pig), 1804 nucleotides. It is a transcript of the gene AIFM2, whose product is annotated as apoptosis inducing factor mitochondria associated 2. Lineage: Eukaryota; Metazoa; Chordata; Mammalia; Artiodactyla; Suidae. Gene Ontology annotation, molecular function: electron-transferring-flavoprotein dehydrogenase activity; flavin adenine dinucleotide binding. Gene Ontology annotation, cellular component: mitochondrion; cytoplasm. The record is from RefSeq and is a predicted model, not a curated record. Gene Ontology annotation, biological process: positive regulation of apoptotic process; apoptotic mitochondrial changes.